Messenger RNA from Maniola jurtina (meadow brown), 2150 nucleotides. RefSeq names its product UDP-glucosyltransferase 2-like. Gene Ontology annotation, molecular function: UDP-glycosyltransferase activity. The transcript is spliced from 9 exons. Lineage: Eukaryota; Metazoa; Arthropoda; Insecta; Lepidoptera; Nymphalidae. The record is from RefSeq and is a predicted model, not a curated record. Bases 425 to 1984 code for a protein of 519 amino acids.
UUUAUAUGUAAUGAGUGUUCUGUUGGUUCUGACGUGCUCUUCAUUCAUUUUUGUUUACAUAUACAUUUACAGUUCCGGUUUGAAUGUUAUAUUGUGUUAACACAGACAUCAUCAGUGUGAUUUUUUAUAUUAAUGGUAUUUUAUCUACAAAGCCCUGUAGAGGCAGACCUGUUAACUUUAAUCAAUGUUUUCGAGUACAAUAAUAGUAACUUAUCAUUUUUAUCACAUUGAUUUAUCAUUCCACUACAGGAAUAAUUAACUAGUGAAACUAGCAUUCUUCCUACACUAUGAUAAGUGCUAUUGUUUAACGUGAUAGUGUUUACAUCAUUUAUAUUAAAAGUGCGUUACAUAAUAUUAAAAGGAAGUUAAUUAAUUUAGUGCUUUCAUGGGAAAACUGGAUUCAAUUUUGGACAUAAAUUAGAAGAUGUGUAAUCCGGCGCUUUGGUGCGUACUUAUUCUGGCUUCAGUGUAUGAAACAAAUGCCUAUAAGCUUCUCGUUGUCAGCCCACUCCCGGGCAAAAGCCAUGCAAUCCUGGGAGAGGGGAUGGCUGAAAGUUUAGCGAAUGCUGGACAUGAUGUAACUUACAUGACAGUUUACUUGCCGGACAAACCAAUACCACGGGUAACGAUUGUCGAUCUUAGCGAAAAUCUGAAAUAUUUUCCUACAGAUGGAGCUCUAAAUAUAGCAAAUGUUUUGGACAACACAUCAAGCGGUAGUAAUUUCUUCGCUUUCGUGCCAAUUCUGAUGAACAUGAGCCGAAAUACACUAAAUCAUCCAAACGUGCAAAAGCUAAUGAGUGACAAAAGUCAACAGUUCGAUGCUGUGCUUGCGGAAUGGAUGUUCAAUGAGGUGUAUGCUGGAUUUGCAGGCGUUUUCAACUGUCCAUUAAUAUGGUUAUCUACAGUAGAUCCACAUUGGAUGGUAUUACAAUUAGUGGACGAGAUGCCCAACCCAGCGUACACAGUGGACAUCUUAUCUGACAGCAUUGCUCCCUUGACGUUUAAACAACGUGCAAUUCAGCUGGGCUUACAAAUUAUGGGCAAGCUUCUUAAAAUACUCUGGGUAUCUGGCCUUGAACACGAACUGUAUGACGAAUAUUUUGUUCCGGCUAUUCGUCACAGAUACAGUUCUGUCCCGUCUUUUGAGACGCUAAGGUAUAAUGCUUCUUUGAUUCUAAGCAACUCUCACGUGUCGACGGGUAGUCCUAUACGAUUGCCACCUAACGUGAUUCCUAUAGGAGGAUUUCAUAUCAAGCAUGAUGUAAAACCUUUGCCUGAGAAUCUGCAGAAACUUAUGGAUAAAUCGCAGCAUGGAGUUGUUUACUUUAGUAUGGGUUCGAAUUUACGAAGCAAACAUUUCCCUGAUGUAAUCAAACAAGAUUUGUUAAAAAUGUUUAGUAAAUUCAAGCAGACAGUAAUAUGGAAAUUUGAAGAAGACUUGCCUAAUACGCCUAGCAAUGUCCAUAUUGUGCAAUGGGCACCACAACAAAGUAUUCUGGCACAUAAGAACUGUAUCGUAUUCAUCACACAUGGAGGUCUACUCUCGACCACGGAGUCGAUGCAUUUUGGAGUACCAACUAUUGGAAUACCAGUUUUCGGCGAUCAAUAUGUAAACGUACAGAGAGCUGUUAAAAAGGGCUACGCUCAAAAAGUAGAUUUAUCUUAUUCGAUGGCUGCAGAUUUGGAAAAAGCUAUUCAAAAUUUACUUGAUAAUCCAAAAUACGCAACGAGAGUCAAGGAAUUGUCACAGAUAUACCACGACAGACCCGUGCUACCUGCUAAAUCACUAGUUCACUGGGUUGAACACGUUGUGAAGACUAGAGGAGCACUACAUCUACGCUCUCCAGCAUUUUUGGUACCCUGGUACCAGAAGCUCUACUUGGAUCUUAUUUUAGUUGUACUAGUCAUUAUUUUAGCUUUAAAAUAUGCUUUUAGAUACAUUAUGAAUCGCUUAUUUACAAAAAGAAAGGAAAAAGCUAAUUAGGUAUUUUAAUUCAAAAAGUUAGAUAAGUACAUAUUUGAUUAUAAGCUAUAUAACUAGAGUGAUACAUAAUAUAGUAUAAUGUAUAACAUAAUUAGAGUAAGAAUAAAAUUUUGUAAUAGUCUAUGAAUAUGUGAAAACGAAUAAACAAAGACAAAUGACAUACUUA